CUAAAUUAUCAAAUAUUUUUCUGGAUUGUACAUCCUCAUGUUUAGCCUUACAUCUGUAUUUUUAUAUUUUGGUGUUAGAAUCACUCUAAACUCAUCAUGAUUGAAGAUAAUAAGGAGAACAAAGACCAUUUGUUAGAAAGGGGAAGAGCAACUCUCAUUUUUUCCUUAAAGAAUGAAGUUGGAGGACUUAUAAAAGCACUGAAAGUCUUCCAGGAGAAUCAUGUGAAUCUGUUACAUAUCGAGUCCCGGAAAUCAAAGAGAAGAAAUUCAGAAUUUGAGAUUUUUGUUGACUGCGAUAUCAACAGAGAACAAUUGAAUGACAUUUUUCACCUGCUGAAGUCUCAUACUAAUGUUCUCUCUGUGAAUCCACCAGAUAAUUUUACUUUGAAGGAAGAUGGUAUGGAAACAAUUCCUUGGUUUCCAAAGAAGAUUUCUGAUCUGGACUUUUGUGCCAACAGAGUUCUGAUGUAUGGAUCCGAACUAGAUGCAGAUCACCCCGGCUUCAAAGACAAUGUCUACCGUAAAAGACGAAAGUAUUUUGCAGAAUUGGCUAUGAACUACAAACAUGGAGAUCCAAUUCCUAAGGUUGAAUUCACUGAAGAGGAGAUCAAGACGUGGGGGACCAUUUUCCGAGAGCUCAACAAACUAUACCCCACCCAUGCUUGCAGAGAAUAUCUCAAAAACUUACCAUUGCUUUCUAAAUAUUGUGGAUAUCGGGAAGAUAACAUACCGCAAUUGGAAGAUGUCUCAAACUUUUUAAAAGAGCGCACAGGAUUUUCCAUCCGUCCCGUGGCUGGGUACUUAUCCCCAAGAGAUUUCCUAUCAGGUUUAGCCUUUCGAGUUUUUCACUGCACCCAAUAUGUGAGACACAGUUCAGAUCCCCUGUAUACCCCAGAGCCAGAUACCUGCCAUGAACUCUUAGGUCAUGUUCCCCUCUUGGCUGAACCUAGUUUUGCACAGUUCUCUCAAGAAAUUGGCCUGGCUUCCCUUGGCGCUUCAGAGGAGGCUGUUCAAAAGCUGGCAACGUGCUACUUUUUCACUGUGGAGUUUGGUCUGUGCAAACAAGAUGGGCAACUAAGAGUGUUUGGUGCUGGCUUGCUCUCUUCUAUCAGUGAACUCAAACAUGCACUUUCUGGACAUGCAAAAGUCAAGCCCUUUGAUCCCAAGAUUACUUGCAAAGAAGAAUGUCUCAUCACAACUUUUCAAGAUGUCUAUUUUGUGUCUGAAAGCUUUGAUGAUGCAAAGGAGAAGAUGAGAGAAUUUACCAAAACAAUGAAGCGUACAUUUGGAGUGAAGUAUAAUCCAUAUACGCAGAGUAUUCAGAUUCUGAAAGACACCAAGAGCAUAACCAGUGCCAUGAACGAGCUGCGGCAUGAUCUGGACAUUGUCGGUGACGCCCUUGCUAAAGUCAGCAGGCAGUCCAAUGUGUGACAGUCAUAGUCUUAAUCCACAAAGCAUCAACUCAGAGCCCAGGGGCAACUGAAAACCGACUGUGGAGUGACUGCUGCUUCUGGCUAAACAAUGUUUUCUAAUCCCACCCUUUAAGGAAUCAUCCUCCAACAUGUCUGCAGGGACACAACCAGUUUUUCUUUUGUCCAUUCUUUACUGAAAUAUAAAAUUUAUAUAUCAUAUAAUUUACUAAUUUCCCAUUUUAAUAGAGAAUUUGUUUGACCCAGUGAUAGAUAUACUUAGACUUCCUUGUUUUUCUUGGGUAAAAAGACCUUGAAUCACUUGAUCACUGUUACACAGCUGACCCGUGGUUAUUAUCUGUAUCUGUUACAUCAUUGAAUUUGUGCCAUGUCCAACUGCAGGCACACAUAUAAAUUUAAUAGGAGACAAGCUGCCCCUGAGAUUAACAUGGACAGAGUGUAGAAGUCUUCACAUGUGAGGGUACCCUAGUAAAGAACACAUAAUCUGGUUCAAGUGUGGUCUUAUAGGAAUAUAGAAAAAGAGAAAUGGAAGUGGAGCUUUGGCCUCUUUGAGCAAAAGAGCUCAGGGACAGUGACCUGGCCCUGGGUUCAAGUCCCACAACCAACAAAUAAAAAGCCUGAAAUAGACAAAUGUCAGCUUAAUGUGAUAGCACAUGCCUUUAAUCCUAGCACUCAGGGAUGUGAAGCAGCAGGAUCCAGAGUUCAAUAGUAAAAGUCUUUUUUUUUUUUAAAUAGCUGAAUAUGGAAGGGUUGAUUGGAGUAUAUGUAUUAAGACUAGACUAGGAAUAUCACAUUUUGUUUUGUAGACACAAAAAAGGCCCUUCACCAGUGAAUGUUCUCCUUGAAAUUCUUUCUUUUCUAUGACAUUGCCUCAUGAUGAUUAGGUUCUAGAUUAUCUGUCCUAUUCAUGAGGCCAAGGGGAACUUGGUGGGAGAAAUUGCAAGGCCUUGUACUCAGAAAUGUAGUACCAGGAAUUAUAGUAUUGACUUCAAAUUAGCAAGAGGCUGUGUUGUCAAGGUGAGUUCAAAUGGAAACAACUGAGAGAAACACAAGUUAAAAGGUGGAAACAUAAUUUCCAAGCAAUCAGGUGAAGCCAUAAAUGGGAAGAUAAACAGUAGUUGAAGGUGAAGGAAAUGGGGAAGAACUAGACUGUCAGAAAGGUUAAGAAGAGCAAUUUGGGUCUGAACCUGCAAAUAGGUGAGG
Perognathus longimembris pacificus (Pacific pocket mouse) is the source of this 2633-nucleotide messenger RNA. RefSeq names its product tryptophan hydroxylase 1 (gene Tph1). NCBI's taxonomy places the organism in Eukaryota, Metazoa, Chordata, Mammalia, Rodentia, Heteromyidae. Bases 97 to 1431 code for a protein of 444 amino acids. Gene Ontology annotation, molecular function: tryptophan 5-monooxygenase activity; iron ion binding. Gene Ontology annotation, biological process: aromatic amino acid metabolic process; serotonin biosynthetic process. The transcript has 10 exons. Gene Ontology annotation, cellular component: neuron projection. The record is from RefSeq and is a predicted model, not a curated record.